Cherax quadricarinatus is the source of this 3878-nucleotide messenger RNA. RefSeq names its product Rab interacting lysosomal protein like (gene Rilpl). Lineage: Eukaryota; Metazoa; Arthropoda; Malacostraca; Decapoda; Parastacidae. Gene Ontology annotation, molecular function: catalytic activity; dynein light intermediate chain binding; small GTPase binding. The record is from RefSeq and is a predicted model, not a curated record. Gene Ontology annotation, biological process: cilium assembly. Gene Ontology annotation, cellular component: cytoplasm; ciliary basal body.
UUAAAGUCACAGCUAGAAAAGGUGAACCAUGUUAAUCGUGAGCUGCGUCGCCGGCAGCGAACAAACGCUACACAGAUGCGAUCCUUGAUUGAUGAGCGGGCUGAGCUGCAGGCUGCACUGCAGGAGGAGACUCGUGCUGUUACCAUCCUCAGGCAGAGAUUGGGAUUGGCUCAGAAGGAAAAUGAAGAUCUGGCUAGUUCCAGUACUGAUAGCUUGGACCUUACAAACAAGUUGGUGUUUGAUCGAGAUGAUCCAAACAGGCCUCGAUUCACAAUGACCGAGCUCAAGGAGAUUCUCUACGAACGCAACGAACUCAAAGCCCGUGUGUCUGAUCUGGAAGAUGAACUGGAAAUGUAUAGGCCCAAGGACGAGCGACAGCGCAGCCACAUAAUCUGCCCUCCAGUAGAGAUGGUGCAAGCAGAGGGGGGGCUCCAGCCUCCUACAGACCCCCUCACGCCCCCCCUCUCUCUCUCCGACUCACUUUCCAACGAAAUGCAGGAUGCAGCGGACGAUGAUGACGAUGAUGAUGAUGAGGAGCCUCCAGUUCAAGGCCCAAUGCCCUAUGAGCCUGAUGAUGCUCCAUGGAAGCGAGGAGAGUCUGGCAUUAGGAAGUUCUUUGGAUUCUUGAACACUAUCACGAAUCGCUUCAUAAGUGAUGUAGAAGACAAGCUGCUGGGUGGUGUACAGGAAGGGCAAAAAACCUUCUGAGGCUGGGUUUCCGCCGACUCUUUGGUGACGACGAGACAGGCUCAGGAACUAGCCCCAAGAGGAAUUUGCUCGGCCUGGGGCGUCCAUGAAUAUUGCUGUGGAUCCAGUGCAGAUGGUGCUGAUUCUGGGGCAGCGAACCAAUUUAAAAUUACGACCAAGCAACAGCAUGGCAUUUCACGUUCAUAUUCUUUCUCAUGUCAGACUAAGAAGAGAGAACACUAUCAAAGAAUGCCUGUUAAAGAAGAUCUUUUAUUAAAGAAAACUAGGUUAAAAAAGGACCCUCUAAGAAGGAUCUCUUUUGAAGGUCUUCCAUCAUCAUGUCGGAGCUGCAAACAUAUGGAAACAGAACACUUUGUCAGUUGUACUAGAAGGCAUUUUGAUAGUAGUGUUAGGAAAUGUUUUCUAGCUAGUAACACUAGAGAAUGUUUCCCAGUUAGUAGUACUAGAGAACAGUUAAUAAAUAGGAAGGUGAAAGAAUUCUUCCCAAGUAGCGAUAUGAGAAGACAUUCUCUAGACGGUAGGGUUGAAAGGUGUUCUCAUAAUAUAUAUAACAGUCUUACAGAGCAUUCUUUAGUUAGUAAUAAUAAAAAUCAUUUGGUAGAUACAAAUGAUAAACAAUAUUUAUUAGACAGUGGAAAAAGCUUUUUGGAAAAUAAAGGACAUUUUGUUGACAGUGAAGGAGUCGACUGUUUCGGUGGUAAGCGUCUUCAGAGAGGCUUCCUAGAUGGCAAUCAUGAAGGAUGCUCAGAAAACAACAUUUGUUAUAGUCGUGACAAUCUUCUCUGCUCACUUCGAGAUGAUACCUGCCAUUGGUACGACUCAACAUCCACCAGAGUGCUGGAGAAAAAGUAUAUUUUUCAAGAAGUCGACUGUCUGCCAGUUUUGCCUAUGGGGUUACGUAAGAGAGAUUACCGGCAUGUCUCUCGUUGCAGUUACAAAGUAGAUUUAUCAAGUAAAAAGAGCUUUAUCGAUUGGAAGCACAAUGAUUAUGAUGACUUUUUUAUGUCCAAAUUUAGAUUUACAAAAUUUUAUAGUUUAUAUCUUGGCCAUAAUCAUUAAGCAUAACAUUAUCAUUUUAUUUUGUAUGAAAUAUAAUAAUUUUAGAUUUUUUGUACUGGUGUGGAUUGGAUGUUUUGUUUUUCUAUUACUCUGUUUAUAAUUUAAAAGUUUAGUAAGCAUAUAUUGUACUAUAUUGCCCCAAAUCUAAUUAUGUACAGUGUAUCGUUGAUCUACGUAAAAGCUUGUCUACAACUUAAGUUCCUCUAUCUCGUGCUUUCCAACUUUCUAUUCCUUUUACGAACUGUCUUCGAUAUCGAUGUUAAUGCGACAGAAUUAUCAUGCACAGGAUAGACUGGCAAUUUCCGCCAUACAUUUGCAAGCAAGUUUCGUUAAGACAAAGCUGUAACUAUAAGAGGGCAGGAUAUUAUACCAAAGGAAUAGCUAAUACUUUAUAAGUACAGUAUAAGAGAAAUUCGUGUAUAUGAGUAGAGUGAUAUAUUUUCUAAUGAUUAGAAUCCAUAUUAAGAGAACUUUAUGAAUUAAUAUUUUAACAGCAGUAAUUAAGGGUAACAGCAGACAGGUAUAUUUUACUGAUGCUUUUGGGAAAAUGUUCGGAUAAUUCCUGUCUGGUGUACAUUAGGGAAAUGAUGUGAUAAAUAUUUGUUAUGAAAUAUGUAUCUAUAUAAAGUGCAUGCUUUUUUGUCAUUAUAUGUAUCUUAAUAGGAAAUUUUAUAGCCUAGGCCUAAUCUCUUAAGAACGUCAAAACUAUUAACUAGAUCUUUUCCAUAUAUAGCGUGGAGGGAAGAUAAUGGUUAUGAGAGUUUCUCACAUUAUACAGUACUAAUAUAAUAUAUAUGGCCAAAAAUAGUAUAUUUGUAUAUUUUUUCUAUACAUUACUUCACCAUUUUGAACUUUCAUGCAGAUUACACUGAGGUUACUAAUAUCUGCUGUCUGCUUUUUUAUGCUUUAUCUGUUGAUGAAUAGUAAUAAUAGUGGGGAGACAGUCAGAUGUCUUGAAAGUAAAGUUUACAAAAUGUAGUAAAGUUUAAUGCAUAUUUUUUUAAACACACUGGGCAUCUCUCACCAAGACUGUGACCCAGAAGAGGAAGCGCAUGCACCAUCAUUCAUUCAAUAGCUGACUUGCCAGAAGUGUGUAGACAUUACAAUUUAAAUAAACCUCUGAACUGCAACAUUCUCACCUCUUCUCACUCCAGGAUUCAAAUCCAGCUAACUGGUUUACCUGAAUCCCUUUUAUAAAAGUUGCCAUGCUUACACUCUAUACAUACAUACAUGCAAGAUGCAUGUUUGUAUAUUGAUAAGAAAUGUAUAACUAGUUUUGAACUUUAUAUUUGCAAAAGUUUUUGUUAAAACUUGUGAACUUAAUUUUGUGUUCAUUCAAAAAUAAUGUGUUGUCCUCCUAAAAUGAAAGACAGAUGUAAAAUGCUGAAAUACAUAUCAUUACUACCUCAUGGGGGACAAGGCUCUGUUUUGUAGCAUUUCACGAAAAAUAUAUCUAAAAAUAUUUUGACCAUUUAAAAAUGUGAUGUAACUAAGUACAUGGACACCACUAGUGGGUUGACUGUUAUGCAGGCUACUGCAUUAUUGGAAUAGAUUGUAUACAAUGUAAGGUGUUCGUAGCAUGAUGGGGUGCUCCAUAAUUGUAUAAAUAAUGUCAGCGCCAAAGUAGACAUCGUUUAUAUAAUUAUGGAGCACCCCGUCACACUACAAUCUAUUACAACAAUGCAGUAUCCUGCAUAACAUUUGUCUAUAAUCCCAAGUUGGUUGGUGGUGGUGUACUGCUGUUAUGGUCCUGUGUGAGUGAUGUGCUCAUGUGAUGGUAGGCAUUUUGUGUUAGACUGGACACACGCAUGACUGAGGUUGAGGUUGUAUUGGUAAUUAAUCUUGUUUGGAAUAUGUCACUAAUUCAGAGAAAAAAAAAGUUGGAAUGGAAGAAGUUAGUGUGGGAACUUUAUCCUUUCCCCACAUGUCAAUUCAUGCAAGUCCAGGUACUGUUCUUCUUUUAAACAUCCAUAUAACAUGGUUAAUACAAAGGUCUUCAACAAGAACCAAUAACUAUAAUGUAUGAAGUUUAACAUCUUUUUUUUUUUAACACACCAGCCGUAUCCCACCGAGGCAGGGUGACCCAAAAAUAAAAAGUUUUUCUUCUUAAA